Molecule: messenger RNA, 432 nt
Organism: Olea europaea var. sylvestris
Lineage: Eukaryota; Viridiplantae; Streptophyta; Magnoliopsida; Lamiales; Oleaceae
Exons: 1
Coding region: 1-432 (143 amino acids)
Source: RefSeq, a predicted model, not a curated record
AUGAACCAAAAGGAAAAGCUAUGUAAAAAAGAUGGAACAGAUAAGAUUGAUCAAGCAUAUUUCAGAAGUCUAAUUGGUUGCUUGAUGCAUCUCACAGCAACGAAUGCUAUAAGCAUUUUGUCUCGAUUUAUGCAUUGUGUAAGCGAAUGGCAUCUCAAGACUGCAAAGAGGGUGAUUAGAUAUGUUAAAGGCACAUGUGAUUUUGGCCUUAAAUUCACAAAGAGCAAAGAGUUCAAGCUGGUUGGUUUCUCAGAUAGUGAUUGGAGAGGUUCCAUUGAUGAUAUGAGGAGCACUUCAGGCUACUGUUUCACACUUGGUUCUGGUGUUAUCUCAUGGAGCUCAAAAAAACAAGAAACUGUAGCUCAAUCCACUGCUGAAGCAGAGUUUAUAGCUGCAACAGCAACAGUCCAUCAAGCAUUUUGUAGAAGAUGA